GAGCAUCGAGGACGACCACCGGCUGAAGGAAGUUGGCUGAUUGGAACCUUCAGUGUUCAACUGGUGUUACCUGCAUCAUGGAACGUCCCACACAACCCUGCCCCCUCGGCGAGGACCACGGCGUUCUCCUCAACUCCUCGGAUGAGGUAGGUGAGGUUGACAUUUAUGCUGUGGGUGAAGUUGAUUUUAUUCCCCUGGCCUUCCCGGAUGACAACGAGGAGCAGGAAAAGGAUGAAGAGGAGGAUGAAGAGGAGGAUGAAGAGGAGGAGGAAGAGGAGCGGCCCAUGUUGGCAAUGGACAGGCAACUGAUGCACUUUGGUCUGGAGGCAGCAUUGUAUUUUCUGGAGGAGCAACACCAUGAGGAGGAAGAGGAUGAUGAGGACUGGAAGGAUUCUGGGUACGACUCCAUGUCUGUGUGCGACUCCCUUUCUGAGGACGAUUGGAUGGACUGGGUGGCACCUACGGAAGAAAUGCAACAAGAAGCUUUCCUGCAGUUUGUACUACUGCAACAUCCCCCACUUCCUUCACAUGUGGACCUUCCCGAAGAAGCGCCGAGUCCAGUCCCCCAGACGUCAGGAUUGUCCACCAAGAGGAGCAGGGAAGAGGACGACGCAGGGCAGGUAAGUAGGAAGAGGCAGAGGGAUGAGGACGACCAUGUGGACACAGCCGAAGAGGACUACAGGAACUCGGCACCCUCCACUUCAGGCCGAGCCCCACCCACAUUCAGAAGAUACUGGCAGUGGGCGGAAGACAGCGACUCGGAUUGAUGUCCUGAAGAAGCGCUGACAGCGCGUCAGGAGUGUCCUCCAAGAAGAGGACAACACAGGGCAGGUAAGUGAGAAAAGGCUGAGGGACGGUUACGAGGACCAUGUGGACAGUCCCUUGUUCUUCAGGGCUAGGCCCCUCAUCCACUAAAAUGACCAAGGAAGAGGACUACAACAUACUGGCAGUUGGCUGAAAACAGCAACUUGAUUGACAGCGACAUUCUGAUUGCUGCAGGAUGUAAAAACCGCCUUCCGCCGUGUUCAGCGAG
Pungitius pungitius (ninespine stickleback) is the source of this 1033-nucleotide messenger RNA. RefSeq lists its product as uncharacterized. The coding region runs from base 78 to 767 and encodes 229 amino acids. The transcript has 2 exons. NCBI's taxonomy places the organism in Eukaryota, Metazoa, Chordata, Actinopteri, Perciformes, Gasterosteidae. The record is from RefSeq and is a predicted model, not a curated record.